AUCAGUUUUCGCUGCUCCGUUGGUGCGCUUAUCGAUCGUCCUUCGUUCGCGUCGCGAGUGUUGUUUGUGUUCAAAAUCCUUUAAUAAUCUACAUCAGCUGCAGCUAGAAACAAUAGAAAAUUCAUUUGCCGGAGAGCAAAAAGCAACAGUGCGUGUGGACGACGGGGGUGUUGACGCAGUAAAGAGAUGUAGAAAUUGGUGCGCCCCUUUUCCCAGGGAAAAGCACCACCAUCCACAGUAGUUCAGUGUCCAGGUGAGGUUUGUGUGUAAACAAGAAUUUGGUGUGUGCUGGGGGUGAUAUAAGAUUAGCGACCAGCGGCGACGGAUUAACGAUGAUGGGCAUCCACCAUCACGAAGAAGGCAGCAGCCGUGGCGAGCGGGAGUUCCUCGGACUUUCGACGACCAUUGCUCUGCAGCGGCUUCACGACGACAUCGAUACGGUCCUGUGUGCCUACGAGGAGCGCUUCGCCAAGCAGAGGUGGCUGAAGAAGCUGAAACUACCAUUCGCCGGAGGUCCUUCUAGCGUGCUCAGCUGGUUUUCCCUCUUGGCCACGGUAGCGGUUGUGGUGGCAUUUUUUCUCGUCGGAUUCUGUUUCUCGGCUGGAUUUAUCUUGAGCUUCCUGCUACUGACGGUUGUAGUCAUCACCCGGGAGGAGCAUCUAAAGCGAACGGAAAUCUUCCGGAAGGUCCGCAUGGUGCUGGAGGAGAUCAAAUGUGGGACGGAGCUUUGUCGGGAUUGGACUCCAUCCAACUAUCCGCACCUUUGCAGCCCGUUGUCACCGUGUGUGACGCUGCAGUGGACCUACCGAGAUGGCAAGAUCGUGAAUCUUCCUUGGGCUUUGUUGGUGCGAGGGGACUACAUUGUGAUGCGGCCGGGCCAGGUGUCGCCAGGGACAUGUACGGAACAAUCCGGCAAGCGAUCCUUCAAAUGUGGUGAGACGUACGGAUUGGCCCAGGAGAUGGAGCCCCCGAAGAAGCCGACGGCGCGUGCCCCCAUGCCGGACCUAAUUUGUGUUGUGGAAGUGACCCCGUACCUGGAAAACCUUCGAACCACGCUGGAUAACUUCCUGUACCGACCAACGACCAUCAUCGAUCAGCAGCGAAACCUUCUCAUCACGAAAUGCAUCCAGCAGUGGGGCUUUCUAAUCGUCUUCCUUCUGACCCUCACGGUCGGAGCGCUGCGCUACCUGGGCUACUACCUAAACGGGAAACUUCCCACCAACUGGAUGAACGUUUUCCUUCUAAACCCAUCGGCCGCACUUCUCCCGGUUCUCCCGCUGAUGUUCCCUCUGCUCUGGAUUACGAUCAACCUCUGGGGAACGGCUAGACUCGAGACGCUUCUCUCCAUUCCGCAGUCGGUGAUGCGAGCCGAGGUGCAAAAAUCUUUCCAAGAGGAUCUGGACACACCGACCGGGGAUUUGGAUCAGAUCAAGCUUCCGCGGCGGACCAUCGCCUACUUCUGGUGGCAGCUGUUCCGAGGGGGAAGCGAACUGCUCAGUCGGAGCGCCAAUGUCGUGCAGGUUCUGGGGAGUAUAACGGCUUUGUGCUGCGUGGAUAAGAAGGGAAUCCUCUCGUGGCCGAAUCCCACCGCGGAGAAGGUGUUCUUCCUGAGGAACGCGUCCAACAACGAGAACAGCGGCUCGGACCAGUCGGAGCAGAGCAGUUUGAACUCACAGUGCUGCCAGGAACACUACCACCCACUCUCGCAUAUAAUCGAGCUGAGCUCCCAGAAGGAGGGUGCCGGAGCGAUUGCCGAAGUGCUGGACCUAACGCACGACCAGCACAGCCCGUUCAAGCUGGAAUUUGACGAUCAUGACUUCAAGAACCACCUCAACUCGCUGAAACCGUUGGGCCUGGCCAUCCUGGUGAACACGUGCUGCCCCCACACGCAGGCCCACUACGCCAAGUUCUGCGGCCACGUGACGGCCGUCGCCAUGCUGGACAAGGACUUGGUCCCCGUGACCAACCGGUAUGCGAUUGUAGAGUCGAGUUUGAAUAGCUUUAUGCAUGGUCGCUGCCUGUGCGAGUUGGCACGCCAAAUCGGCUUCACCAAACAUGCGCGGGACAUCUUCAGCUUGGAGGGCCAAAUCUCCAGCUAUCGGCACCUGCAACCGGACGUCGUACGGAGGGAUAUCAAAUUCGCUCGGUCCUUGCAGCUGGCGGCCAAGGUGAAGGUCCCGUUCCCGCAUUCGCUAUCGGUGGUGAUGCGGGAGAACCCAGGCGGGUCAUUGCAGCUGCUGACGCAGGGUACGGCCGAUAUUGUGCUGGAUAGCUGCGAUGACUAUUGGGACGGGCAGGAUCUGCAUCCGUUGACGGAGAAGGAGCGGAAGCGAGCGCAGGACUUCUACCAGAGGAGCGCCCUGACGGCUUACUGUACGGCGUUUGCGUACCGGCCGUUGAGGCAUGGCAUAACGGGGGCUUUGUCGGGUGGGAUUGACGGGGAGAUUGCGUACCUGGAGUUACCGCCGGAAACCAAGCAUCGAAGGGAUGUUUUUAGUAGGGAUCAUCUGAUGGAUUUCGACAAUGGAGGGGCGCCGCUGACGCAUCAUUCGAUCAGCACGGAUUCGCUGCUGUUCACCGAGAAUAAGGACGACGAUAUAUCGGAUGCGGAAGGUUGUUUCGACAUGCAGUGCCACCAGGUUUUCAUCGGGAUGAUCACAAUGCAGUACCAGGCGCAGACGGAUAUCGUUCAGUUGAUCGAGCGGUUGGAGAGGGCUUGCAUUAGGUUUGUACACUUUAGCAAGGAAAAUGAACUGCGAUCUCGGGUGUUCUCGGAAAAGAUGGGCUUGGAGUCGGGCUGGAACUGUCACAUCUCGUUGUUGAGCGAUUGUGAUAGCACAGUGGCGUCCCCUACGAAGCAGUUUGAGUUCAAAAUUCACCCUUCGAGCUCGAAUGCCCAGACGCAGGUUGAGGAUGAAAAUGAGCAUAACAAGUUGCUUCCCAAUUUGGAGAGCUCCAAAGCUCUGAGCUCAUCGGCUCCUGGAGCGAUUUCGAAUCCGGAUACCAGUUUGCUGGAUCCUCAGAUUGUCAAUCAGAGUAAGAAUGCUUCCAUUGAUCGUUCGCGCGAAAGUUUUGAGAUGCGAGAUCUUCGAUCGCAUCGAUUGAACGAGGGAACGUCACAGGACUCCGCCAUGGAUGCCGGAAAUGACGAUAACUGUAGAUCGUUGAGUUGCCUAACGGAUAGCACUGAGCAAAGUGCUCCGAUCAAUUUCGACAUGUCGAAUCGAGCGAAACUUCCAAGAGGCAUCGAAAACAUUCGACCUCACUUGGAAAAUGUAGAUAACGUUCCGCUUCUGGUGUCCUUGUUCACGGACUGCUCGGCGGAAGCCACCAGAGAAAUGCUCAAAAUAAUGCAACAGUACGGAGAGAUCGUAGUCUGUCUAGGAUCCUCUGCGUCUAACUCGAAUUCGGAAAUCUUCCUCCAAGGGGACUGCUCCAUAGCUAUCGAACCCCUGUACCCCCAAGUAUGUCAGGAUUAUCCGGCGUACACCGAAUCCAACAUCUACAACAACAAAGCCAAGCUACGGUCCACCGCACAAAGCAAACUUCUGCUGCCAGGUCCGCAGAAGAUCGUUACCAUUUCGCCGAUCUACCUCAGUCGAAUGCUGAACUCGAUAUCCUGUUCGAUCGCCACCUGUCGGGACGAUCCGAUCUCCAUCGUAGCAAUCAUUGAACUCAGUAGGCGGUUCAUCCAAGGCCUGUGGAGUUGCAUCCAGUUCUGGGCCUGCUGCGCCGUGUCGCUGGCCGCCAUGAACACCAUCACCGCCAUCCUAUCGCUUCCACCAAUGGUCGUUCCGCACCACGUGCUUUACCUGAUGUGCAUCGCUGUGCCUCUGAUUUCCCUCUCCCUGCUCCGGGUGGAAUCCGAUCCGGCCAUCAUGAAACGUGCCACAGGCAAGAAGCAAACCACCCUAGAUUCCCGCCUAAUCGUCUUCGUGCUCUGCUGCUACGGCAUCAAAUUCUCGCUGGUGGUCCUCUUUCUAGUCAUUUCCUACUGCUCUUUCCUGUCGCACCCGAUCGAGAUCUUCUCCGACGACGAACAGGAAAAUGAAAACCUUUCCCAGGACCUCGCCGUGGCCCGAAGUUUCAUCCUCCUGGGAAUCAUAGUGCACUUCGUGGCGGUUAGUAGUUCGUUCGUGCAUCGGGACUAUACGUCCUUCCGGCGGAGUCCCCUCGGGAACCUGUGCUGGGUGGCGGCCAGUGCCGGACUGCUGCUGUUCCACACGCUGACCAUAGUGGUCCAGAUCUGCACCGACGAUUACUACUGGGAGGAGAUGGACCGCGUCUGGCCGAUCGUGCUGUUCCUGUUGCUCACCGCGAGCGUCACCCUGGCCCUGACCGAGUUCUUCAAGUGGGAGGAAAUCAAGGUCAACAAUCGGUAUAUUCGGAGGGCGCGGUUGGAUUUUGGUACCAAACUCGGUAUGAAUUCACCAUUCUAAGCCAUCGGAAGAGGUUCGAAACUAGCAACAAUCAAAAAGACUAUACCUAAUCUACAGUAAAAAUCACACACUCAUUACAAUAGGUAAUUUUGGGAUAGCAGCAAUCAAAUACUGUGUACGACUGAUGGACGUACUUAAGCGAUUAAAAGUGUACUUUAGAAAUCUGUUAUAUAUGAGAGUAGCAGUAAAUUUGUAUAUUUUCUUCAAUUUUAAUCUGCUGCUCAACUGAGCUGUUGUAUAUUUACGAUGCAAAUAUCCUUCGAUUAUCCUAUCUACCUUAUAAACUUCCCAAAUGCGUGUUUCUUGUGUGCGCGUUGCGCAAACCUUUUAUUUUUAGUGAGGUGGAAAGAAAAAGACGUGCUAGAAUUGUUUUAGACGACUUUUGUUCGCAGAAAAUAGAGAUUUUUUAUGAAGAAAAGACUUAAUAAAGGAUGAAAUUUA
Aedes albopictus (Asian tiger mosquito) is the source of this 4880-nucleotide messenger RNA. Its product is annotated as transmembrane protein 94. Gene Ontology annotation, molecular function: nucleotide binding. Bases 333 to 4439 code for a protein of 1368 amino acids. NCBI's taxonomy places the organism in Eukaryota, Metazoa, Arthropoda, Insecta, Diptera, Culicidae. The transcript is spliced from 9 exons. The record is from RefSeq and is a predicted model, not a curated record.